AUGUUGAUUGCAGCACAGUGCCUUAUAUAUCGUAUCGUUGCCACUGCAACUGCGAUGCAACACAGAGUUUGGCUCGACGAACCGGCUCGGGAAAGCGCACGACGCCUUGGCACCGUCGAUGGCAGCUUGCUUCAUACGCCACGCCGGAUCGUCGAGAGCAUGCAAGAUCGUAGGCAGAAACCGGAAGUCAGAAUGAGCUUCACACCGUGCGCCGAGAGGUUGCGCAUGAAGCAGGCCUUGGGACGUGCCGCUUGCGGCCUCGCGCACGGCCGCGCACAUGUCCGCAAACGACUCGAGGAGCAUCGGGAGAAUUACACUCACAAUCAUCUCCAAGAGAAAGCCGAGGCGCUCGCCGAAGCACUCCAUGACGGACAAGGCGCCUUGGCGGGCGUCCGUGUUGGAACUCUUCUCGCUUCCUCGAGGCGCAGAAUGACCAGAUGCUGCUUGCGCGCAGCGAUACCAAGACCCUUGACGACGACCGAAACACGAAAUGCGGUGCCCAUGCGGUAG
This is a messenger RNA of Saprolegnia parasitica CBS 223.65, 510 nucleotides long. RefSeq lists its product as hypothetical. The transcript has a single exon. Lineage: Eukaryota; Oomycota; Saprolegniomycetes; Saprolegniales; Saprolegniaceae. The record is from RefSeq and is a predicted model, not a curated record. Bases 1 to 510 code for a protein of 169 amino acids.